GGAAGUGGGGGCGCGGCGGCCGGGAGCGGGCCAGGGGCCGCUGGGGUGUUCCGCAACGCCGAGGGAGUGAGACUCCGGGCCGCGCGGGAGCCGGAGGGCCACCCGGGUCUCUGCGGAGACGAUGGCGGCGGAAGAAGGACCAACCAUAGAACUGCGCCAAAGGAAAAAACCAAAGUCUUCAGAAAAUAAGGAAUCUGCCAAAGAAGAAAAAAUCAGUGAUACUCCUCUUCCUGAAAGAACUCCAAAACAUGUAUUAUUUCAGCGCUUUGCAAAGAUUUUCAUUGGCUGUCUUGCAGCAGUUACUAGUGGUAUGAUGUAUGCUCUCUACUUAUCAGCUUACCAUGAACGGAAAUUCUGGUUUUCCAACAGGCAGGAGCUUGAACGGGAAAUCACAUUUCAGGGUGACAGUGCUAUUUAUUACUCCUAUUAUAAAGAUAUGUUAAAGGCACCUUCAUUUGAAAGAGGUGUUUACGAACUGACACACAAUAACAAAACUGUAUCUCUGAAGACUAUAAAUGCAGUACAGCAAAUGUCUCUAUAUCCAGAACUUAUUGCCAGCGUUUUAUAUCAAGCAACUGGUAGCAAUGAGAUGAUUGAGCCAGUUUAUUUCUAUAUUGGCAUUGUUUUUGGAUUGCAAGGAAUAUAUGUCACUGCAUUAUUUGUUACAAGUUGGCUUAUGAGUGGAACAUGGCUAGCAGGAAUGCUUACUGUUGCAUGGUUCAUUAUUAACAGGGUAGAUACAACAAGAAUUGAAUACUCCAUUCCUUUAAGAGAAAACUGGGCACUACCAUAUUUUGCCUGCCAAGUUGCUGCACUUACAGGCUAUUUAAAAAGCAACUUAAAUACUUAUGCAGAGAGGUUUUGCUACUUGUUGAUGAGUGCUUCAACUUACACCUUUAUGAUGAUGUGGGAGUAUAGCCAUUAUCUCUUGUUUCUUCAAGCAAUAUCUCUGUUCCUGCUAGAUAUCUUUUCAGUGGAACAAAGUGACAAGGUUCACGAAGUGUAUAAAAUCUAUAUAUUUUCUCUCUUUCUGGGAUAUUUACUGCAGUUUGAGAAUCCGGCUUUAUUGGUAUCUCCUUUAUUAAGUUUAGUAGCAGCCUUAAUGCUUACUAAGUGCCUUCAGCUAAAUGUGAAGAAAGGAACUUUUGUAGCUAAAAUAAUGAAAGUGAUUAAUUUUUACCUGGUGUGUACUCUGACAGUGACAUUGAAUAUUACAAUGAAGAUGUUUGUCCCACACAAAGAAAAUGGACAUAUGCUGAAAUUCCUUGAAGUAAAAUUUGGACUAAAUAUGACUAAGAAUUUUACGAUGAAUUGGCUCCUCUGUCAAGAGUCCCUCCAGGCACCAUCUCAAGAUUUUUUUUUGCGAUUGACACAAUCUUCUUUAUUACCAUUCUAUAUUUUGGUCUUAAUAAUUUGUCUUCUUUCUAUGACACAAGUUAUUAUUAGGAGAAUUAAUGGUAAGUCCCUGAAAGAAACUGUUACUCUUGAAGAUGGACGAAUUGGAGAAAGACCAGAAAUAAUUUAUCAUGUAAUUCACACUAUUUUAUUGGGAUCUCUUGCAAUGGUUAUAGAAGGCCUGAAAUAUAUAUGGACUCCUUAUGUGUGCAUGUUAGCAGCAUUUGGUGUAUGUUCUCCUGAACUUUGGAUGACACUUUUCAAGUGGCUUCGAUUAAGAACUGUACACCCAAUAUUGUUGGCUCUUAUUUUGAGCAUGGCUGUGCCGACUAUAAUAGGUCUAAGUUUAUGGAAAGAGUUUUUUCCAAGAUUAAUGACAGAAUUAACGGAACUACAGGAAUUCUAUGACCCAGAUACAGUGGAACUUAUGACCUGGAUAAAAAGGCAAGCUCCAAUUGCAGCUGUAUUUGCAGGGAGUCCUCAGUUAAUGGGUGCAAUUAAAUUAUGCACUGGAUGGAUGGUGACAAGCUUGCCUCUUUACAAUGAUGAUGAUCUCCUCAAGAGAAAUGAAAAUAUUUAUCAAAUCUAUUCAAAGCGAUCUGCUGAAGAUAUUUAUAAAAUACUGACGUCCUACAAAGCUAACUAUCUAAUUGUGGAAGAUGCUAUCUGCAAUGAAGUCGGAACCAUGAGAGGCUGUAGGGUUAAAGAUUUAUUAGAUGUUGCAAAUGGCCAUGUGGUUUGUGAUGAAGGUGACAAGUUAACCUACUCAAAAUAUGGACGAUUUUGUCAUGAGGUCAAAAUUAACUAUUCUCCAUAUGUGAAUUAUUUUACUAGAGUAUACUGGAACAGAUCCUACUUUGUGUAUAAAAUCAACACUGUGAUAUCCUUCCAAUCUUGAAAAAUAACAGAGCCUUCAUUUCAAAGACUUAUGCUACCUGAGAUUUUCUUUUACUUAUACGGUGUCUGAUGCAAAUCAGAGUAUGGACAUUUGAAAUGCUGCUGCAUUUUUCCCUCCUGCUGUUAACUGAGUCCAGGAUUUUGUGGGAAACAGGAUGUCAAAUCUAUUACUCUGCAAUAUUCCAGGCAGGUUUCUUGCUUCGUAUUAUAUGAUCUUUAAAGAUUUUACCUAUUGCAAAGUUUCCCCAUAAAUCUAUAAUAAUAUUGAUUUUGAAUUUGAAUUUGUUCAAUGUCUCAAACAUACUACUUCAUAAAUACUUAAUGUGAUAUAGUUAUAUAAUAAAAAAAGAUUAUUCUUCAAGCAGCUUUCUGAAGGUGUUUAGUUGUUUAUAGCAACUGAAAUUUUACAAUAAAAACUUAAUUUAAAUGUUAGUUGAAAAUACGUGACAUUUAAAUUAAAAUGGAAAUUAUAUAAAAGAAAGUGAUUUUCAAGGAUAUACAUAGUGAUACAUCCAGAAUUUUCCAUGACACUGCUUUCAUCAUCUGCUGUGUAUACAAAUGAGCACUUUCUUAGUAAUACAUAGCACAUGUUAUUUCAUUUUGUUACUUUAUAACUGUUAAACAAUUAUCUUUUUUCACUUAUGUUGUUUAAUUUGAUAACACUUAAAUCAUGGUAAAACAGUAACUCUUGUUACAUCUCUAUAUAUUUUUUAAACGGAUAUCGAAAAGAAUGUUUAGAAUUUUUAAAAAAUAUGAAUAUUAGGGUAUACAUUCUAUUCACAUGAUUUCUAUGGAAGUAUUAAGUAAAAAAUUUAAAAAAUAUGUACAGUGAGCACCAAUUUUAUGAAGUAUAUAUAUGCAGAUGCUGAUAAACAUACCUCUGCAUACAGAUAUGUUUAUUAUAGAAUGUAAGUAAUGUUAUUUAAGAAGCCGUAAUAUGAUUUUCAUCUUUAAGAACAAAAUGACAAUUACAAUAAAAUUUACAGUGCAGUUUCACAGCAUAAAUGCUUGUUCCUUUGAGUAUUUUAAUAUUUGUAAUCAUCUAUUAAAAUAAAUUCUAAAAUAAUUUUUUAAAGAGAUUCAGUAUAGACGUAUCAUUUUGAUGAGUGCAUGAACCGUUUUACCUUAUACACCUGUUCAAUGAAUAGGUUUUCAAACUUUUCACUUGUUAGAGGGCUGUAAAGAGUACAUUUUCAGAACUCUAAAUUACUACAUUAGGAGGGAAUAUCUUUCUAUUGUCUUUCUUUUCAUCUUUUUUAUACACACAUGUAUAUACAUAUAUAUAUUAUAUAUAUAUAUUUUAAAUACUUGCAUUCUUAGAGUAACUCUAGAAUGCUUUGCUUUUUUGGAGCUUAAGAAUUGUUUGACAGCAGUGUCAUAUCUGAUGUUUUAGUUUCAUUGGUUCUCAUUUCAUUUUUUAUAUAAUUGUUUUAACUAUGUUAAGAUAGCUACAGAUAUUGUACUUCAGAUUGACUCUGUACAUUUUAGUAGUGAGUCGUUCAUAUUUAACAUCAAGCUUUUUGAAAAUAUUACCAUAUUUACCUAAGAACACAGUGAAUAGUCACAUGGUAGUACAUAUGAUUAGAGCAUGUAAAACAAUGUAAUUUAAAAGCCAGAUUGCAAAUUUUGAAGAGGACACACAGAACACCCUGCUUUCUAUGUAGUGUGGAAAUUUUUUAUUUAAUUUUUAUUGAUAUGUAUUAUGAUCACAUUCUGAAUUAGUUUUGGUUGUUGUGUUUGUUUUGUUAUAUCAAUAAGUUGCUUUUACUCUUGUCAACUAAAUUCUUAAAUAAAAUAGAUGGAGAAAUUUUUAAUUGAAAUUUUUAAAUAAUGAAUUUUUCAUUCAGCAUAAAUUGAAAGGGACAAGUAAUAUGAGAGAUAAACUUAUUUGAUUCAACUGUACCAUAUUGUAUUUUAAACAACAGUACUAGAAAACUUCAAAUUAGAAGGAUUUAAUUAUUUCCUUCUUUAUAGAAUAAUAAAUGAGAAUUCUGCAAGUAAUUAUACUUGGGCAACUUAUAGUUGUUAGGUUUGACAAUAAAGAUCUAUUAAAGUAUCAAAGUUAGUGGGUUUUGGAUGAAAAGGAUUUCUCAGAGAAAUACAAAAUACUUUGCCCUGGAUUUUGCAAACCCAUCAAAUUAAGUGCCUUAACUUCUGUAUUUCUAAGUUACUUUUUUAUUUUCCUAAAAUUAUCGCCUGUUUUCUUUUUCCUAAGAAAAUGAUGGUAACUUUUUCCUUAUUAAUUAAAAAAAAGAGUGUAGCUCAGUAGUAGAACACUUGCCUAGCAUGCAUGAAGCCUGGUUUCUAUCCUCAACACUGCAAAAACUAUAAAGAUUAAAAAAAAAAAAAAGAAAAAAAGAAAGUCCUUCCUAUGUUAUUCUCACUAUUAGCUUCAAUUCAAUAAUAAACAAA
This is a messenger RNA of Sciurus carolinensis (gray squirrel), 4704 nucleotides long. RefSeq names its product dpy-19 like 4 (gene Dpy19l4). The record is from RefSeq and is a predicted model, not a curated record. Bases 122 to 2293 code for a protein of 723 amino acids. The transcript has 19 exons. Gene Ontology annotation, cellular component: nuclear inner membrane. Gene Ontology annotation, molecular function: mannosyltransferase activity. Lineage: Eukaryota; Metazoa; Chordata; Mammalia; Rodentia; Sciuridae.